ACGGGGCUACGGGGGGAAAUCCGGCUCUAGUCCGGCCUAAGUCCUCUCUAUCUCCUUGCUGUCAAUAAAUUAAUCCCACAGAGCUCCCCAAAGAAAGAAAAGAGUAAGGGGAAAUCAAGAAUAUUGCAGAGACUAGCUGUCAAGAAGGUUAAGGGACUUUCAACGGAAGAGAUAGCUGCCCGCAAUGAUUUGGCCUUUUUGCAUUGCCUGAUAGGAUUCAAGCCAUACCGGUUGGCUGUGCAGCUGCACCCAAGCAAUCGGGAGGUUGGGGAAGUUCAGCUUCUCGAAAAGAAAUUAAAAUUGAUUCAAGUCAUUUGAUUGAACUUCUAUGUGUCGAAAUAUUUUUCUUAUAGCCUUCGGUCUAUUGAUUAGUUGUUAACUUGUGCAAUAUCAAUGAAUUCUAGAUGGACGGUUUGAUAAUGAAUAUUUUCAGCAAUCUGAAGAAUCAAGUCAGUUCAGACAGGAGUAUGAAAUGUGGAAAAUGAGACAGGACCAAGGUUUGGAUGUUAUAGCACAAGGUUUGGAUACUUUAAAAAACACGUCCCAUGAAAUGAAUGAGGAAUUGUACAGGCAAGUUCCUCUGACAGAUGAGAUUGACACCAAGGUGGACCAGGCAACGUCUGACCUUAAAAAUACCAACUUUAGACUCAAGGACACUGUUAACCAGCUGCGAUCUAGUCGAAAUUUUUUCAUCGACAUCAUUUUUCUGUGCAUUAUUCUUGGCAUUGCGGACUAUUUUAUACAAGUAAGUUCUCAGUUUGGUUCUAAUUUUGUGAAAACUUUUAGCAUACAUCAAAAAUUCUUUUCUCUUUUAGUACACAAUUGCUCAAGUUUGUUUUAUAAUCUACUACUAUACAUAAAAGAAUAAUUAUUUGUAACUGGCAAGAAAACAAUUUGUACCCAAUCCUCUUUGUUACUACUAUUUAUGGUUGAAUCCUCAAACCAUAUUUGUUAAUUUCUUUAGGUAGUUUUUCUAACCUAUUUUUGAAGAGUCCUUUUGAAAUUAAAAUUAUGUUUGGUUGUCAUGGAUACCGUUUAGAAAAUUAAUUAUCUAUAAUGGAGAACGUAUCAAACAUAAAUGUUAAAAAGGUCUAUCAAGGGGGAGAAGAUGCAUAACAACAAAAAGAAGACAGGAGGAGGAGCUGAGAAGGGAAAAAGGGGCAGUUAGAUUGCUGACUACUGUUUAAAAAAAAAAA
Molecule: messenger RNA, 1196 nt
Organism: Olea europaea var. sylvestris
Lineage: Eukaryota; Viridiplantae; Streptophyta; Magnoliopsida; Lamiales; Oleaceae
Product: syntaxin-71-like
Exons: 6
Coding region: 473-868 (131 amino acids)
Source: RefSeq, a predicted model, not a curated record